This is a messenger RNA of Hyla sarda, 12849 nucleotides long. RefSeq names its product nectin cell adhesion molecule 3 (gene NECTIN3). Gene Ontology annotation, cellular component: apical junction complex; adherens junction. The record is from RefSeq and is a predicted model, not a curated record. NCBI's taxonomy places the organism in Eukaryota, Metazoa, Chordata, Amphibia, Anura, Hylidae. Gene Ontology annotation, biological process: homophilic cell-cell adhesion; heterophilic cell-cell adhesion. Bases 55 to 1626 code for a protein of 523 amino acids. The transcript is spliced from 6 exons.
AUUACAGCAGCUGCGAUUUGGGGAGAGGAGGGCAGGCGGCGGCGGAGCUCCAUCAUGGCGUGGAGGAGAAGCGGCUCCCAGGCUGGACCCCCUGCCCGUGCCCUCGGCUGGCUGCUGCUCUGCAGGGUGUACGUUUCAUUUGCCGGUCCGGUACACGUGGAUCCACAUGAAACUGCUGUAUGGGGGAAGAAUAUUACUUUGAAGUGUUUAAUUGAGGUCAAUGAAACAAUAACCCAAAUCUCUUGGGAGAAAGUUAUAGGCAAAAAUGCACAGACCAUAGCUGUUCAACAUCCAAUCUAUGGAACAUCUUUUCAAGAAUCAUAUCAGAAUAGAACAUCAUUCAAAAAUACAUCACUCCAUGAUGCAACCAUUGUUAUAAAUAAUGUAGACUUCCCUGAUGCUGGGGUAUACAUAUGCAAAGCAGUUACAUUUCCUCUUGGAAAUGUACAGUCAUCAACUUCUGUGACAGUACUUGUUGAACCUACUGUGAGUAUAACAAAAGGUCCCCACCCAUUAAUGGAUGGUGCAAAUGAAACUGUUGCGGCUACCUGCACAGCUGCUACAGGGAAACCUGCUGCAGAAGUAUAUUGGCAAGAGUCUCUUGGCAGAGCAGAAGUCACUUCCACAACAUUUGCAAAUAAAACUGUUACAGUCGUAAGCCAAUACAAGCUGGUCCCAACCAGGUUUGCUAGAAGAAGAAACAUAACCUGCAUCGUAAAGCACCCUGCUUUGGAAAGUGAUAUUAGAUAUCCAUUUACAUUGGAUAUACAAUAUGCUCCUGAGGUAUCAAUAACCGGCUAUGAUGGUAAUUGGUUUGUUGGCAGAAAAAAUGUCCAACUGAAGUGUAAUGCAGAUGCUAAUCCACCUCCCAUUGAGAUUAAGUGGACCAGGUUAGAUGGAAUUUGGCCUGAUGGUUUACUAUCUGUCAAUAAUACACUACAUUUCAACUACCCUCUAACGCACAAUGCUUCUGGGAUAUAUGUGUGCAGAGUGGCCAAUGCUCUGGGUUACAAAAUUGACCAAAAGAUUGUUACUAUUUUAGAUCCUCCUGUUACUACUGCACCUCCUACAAUUUCACAGACCCAUUCAACCUAUGAUGCAGACUUAACAACAUCCUCCAGAAAAUUUCAAAUUCCAGCUUCAACUAUGGCAACUUUACAGGAUGGAAAUUUUGGCACCAUUAUUGGUAGCGUAGUUGGAGGUUGUCUUUUUUUAAUUCUUUUAAUCGUGCUAAUUGGCGUUAUAUACCACAGAAGAAAACAGACGUUCCGUGGUGAUUAUUUUACCAAGAGCUACAUUCCUCCUUCAGAUAUGCAGAAAGAGUCCCAGAUUGAUGUUCUGCAACCAGAAGACCUUGAUCCAUUUCCUGACAGCCUGAAAAAGGAGGUUGACCUUAAAAGUAGUGAUCAUAUUUAUAAUGAAUAUCUCCAUGAUGACGACAGCUCAGAUUGGAACCAUAUUGUAAGCUAUAACAGAUAUCAGGAGCACUUUGACAGACCAGUCAAUAAUUAUACUGACAAAAACAUGCCAGUAGUUUCACGAUACAAUCAGAACUUCGACAAUGAAGAUGACUUGGUUUCCCAUGUGGAUGGUUCUGUCAUAUCCAGAAGGGAGUGGUACGUGUAAAGACUGCUGCAAGUGGACUUAUGUGCAUUCAGCUACAUGAUUGUCAGAUUUACAUUUCUGAUCUUUUUGUUGCAAUUUUUAUUUUUUUUGCCUAUUUUACCAUAUCCUAAACGGGAUUAGUCAGAUAAUUUCUUGCGCCUUCACAAAUUUGAGCUAUGUAAAUAAAUGUAGAAUUAUGAAGAAAUGAUUUAUUAGUAUAGCAAAUUUCCAGUAAGCCAGUCAAGACUAUGGGACAAGCCUAUUAGUAACAUGGCAUUAACAGCAGAAAUGUGUUUCACAGUUGACCAAUACAUUGAAAUGGUGUGUGGGCAGUGUAGAUACAUUUUUUUCUACUUAUGCACUGUAGGUCUUUUAUAAUAGCUCUUGCAGGUGCCUCAAUACAGGAAAACUUUCUGUAGAUAAUUCUAUGAGAAUUGAAUCCAUAUCCAUUGCAUUUUCUGCCAUGGCCUGCAAACUGGUACGGUUAGGAAACAAUGCUGCUAUCAAUAAAAUGUACCAUAGCCCAGUUACCUUUAGGAGCACUUAAGAGAACAAUCUGAACAUUUAUUUGUACAAUGCUUUACCACAUUCAAGGACGCAAUUUAUUUUUGUAAGGUAUUUUUUAGCAAUUUUGUACUUUUUCUACAGCUCCGUUUAAGUGCUGUAUGUUUAGUAUUUCACUCGAGAAAAUAUUUGUUUAAACGCUUAUAGCAUUGAACUACCAGACAGUGUAGAUCAGAUUUGUAAUGUUAUUUAAUUUUUGUUUUUCUUUUAUGUGCAUUGAUGACUUUUUUUAUAUAUAGAAAAUUAAAAAAGAAUAUUUUGUUUUAUUGUAGCCACAAGAUUUUUGUUUCCCCUUUGUCAAUAUUCCUCUGAUUUCUUUAUUUCUAGUACAUUUAGUAUGUGCAUAGUUUCAUCUUUGCUUUUCUUUUACCAUCUUAUGCUUGACCUACUGAUAAUUUAAAGAAGCUAUUUCCGUAGAUAUUCCCCAGACAUGUAGUUUAUCAGUUUGCUAACAAUGGUGCUCUAUAAAUAUUGGUUAUAAACUGCUAUCAUAGAAUCCUUGUACACCAAAGAAAUGUAGAACUUACACUUAAUUGAGUCAAAAAUAAAAUCAAAUUUUAUUAUCGCAUAACAUUAAAAUCCAAAUGAGACUUUACAGACAGGGUUUACCAAUGUACACAAUUGGAGCUUACGGCUCAGCAUUAAUAUAUCAAAGAGCACACUUCCAUAUAUUUAUAUAUCGCAAAAUACCUGGAGGAAUAUGAUAUCUUAUGCACAACUGUAAUAUUUAUGCAUCAAUAUCCCACACUUUUGUGCUACCGAUAUAACAGAAAACACUGCUAUAAAAGUUCGGGCAGGCUCACUGAACCAGUAUCAUACUACAUAUCCCAUAAGUGCAUAAAGUGCCAAAUUGUUCUCACCCAUUAUGCUGAUGCCUCACCGCUCCACUACCCCUCACAGCUGCUGUUUUGGCUCCUUCUUCAGGGGGCUACAGUAUGUCCGUCAUCCCUUUCCCCUUUUAUAUUUUGCAGCUCUAAGCACUACUUCCAGAACGCUAACUUCACUUCCGUGCGCUCGCCUAUCACCUGACUUGGCGCACCCUCCACAGGAUGCCGGAGAAGCACACAAUGGGUAUCAGCGUCACUGCACAUGUACAAGCCCUCUCCUGGCUGGACACGCGCAUAGCGCUUUUAGACAUCUGAAUGCAUUGUGUACUCUGAGAGCUAGCGCACAUUGAUAGGCAGCGCACGAGUGAAUGAUGACUUUUAUAAGAUAUCAUAUUACCUCUGGGGACAUGCCUUACAAAGUGCAAGUGCCCAUUGUAAAAAAUGCAUGACAAAAUAUAUAAAGUGACAGUGCAAAAUAUAUAAAAUGACAGUGCAACAAUAUAAAAUUAAGUGCAUACAGACCCUAUUGUUAUUUAAACAAUUUAUCAAAAAUUCUAUAUAUCAAAUAGGAAUCUCAUAUUACCAUUUCACCAGUACAUUCAUUUGUCUCUAAACCUAUUUACUACAAAUCCGUACCCAUAUUGUCGAAUAUAAUGAAUCCACCAUAAGAUAGUAUAAUAAUUCUACAACAUUUCUAUAUAGAGAUCCAGUGCAUUGGACAUAGGCAUUUUGUGCGUUUGCAAUAGUAAAUCGGGGCCACUUUAUGCAUAGUAGCUCUUGUCCAACAGAUGCAAAAUAAUUCUUGUCUGUUUAGCUAGGUCCAUCUAUUAGUAACGUAGUUUGCAAGGCUGAAAAAGAAGUACAUCAGUCUAGUUCUGCCUAUCACCUUGCAGUGUUUAUCCAGAGGAAGAAAAAAAAAACUCCCUUCCCAACUGCAAUUCUGUAAAUCAAAAUAAAUUCCUGGAUCAACAACCCUUCUCCAGAAUAUAGUGAUCGUAACGUGUAAUGCUGUAACACUCCAGAAGUGUAUCCAUCCCCUUUUGAACUCUUUUAAUGAGUUCACCAUGACCCCUUCCUCUGGCCAAGAGUUUCAUAGUCUCACUGCUCUUUAAAUACAGAAUCCCCUUCUGUUUUGGUGUAGAAACUUUUUUCCUGUAGAUAUAUUGGAGGUAGCCUCCCUGUAAUCAGUGCUCAACCCUAAAAGAGCAUUUAAACAUUAGUAGAGAAUAUUAUUCAAGCCAAAAUUUUCUUCAGAAGAAAGAGUACCCAUUUGUAGGCAGCAGUUUCUUGUCCCUCAUCAGUAUAGUGUAGGGUGCCGUCUGGCUGGGAGAGAAACAUUUGAUGUCGAUCUGAAAGGGUAAUGUGUCUCCUUUGCGAGACAGCCAAACCAGGAAGUCUUACUGCCAACAUAAUGUUCUAGUUUGGCCUAUAAUCCCAAAAUCAUGUUUCAAGGCUCUUUUAAAAGGUUGAAAAUUGAUUUAUAGUGAAGCUGCCUCCAAUAGGUAGCUUCAGAAAACAAGCUGAUUUUCUCCUGGAGAAGAGUUAAUGUUCAUAUAUUUUUCCCCACUGAGCUUUGUCUGGUGAAUAAGACUCUUUAUGCCACCUUUCUGUCUUCAUAUCUAAAGACAACAAUGGAGGUUUAUUGCUAAUUUACGUUCUGAGUAUCCUAAAGUAGGGUUCUGCUGUAUUUUUAGGUACCAUAGAAACUGAAUGGAGCAUGAGUGUGCGUACUUGACCGCCACAUUAUGCAAACUCCUCAUCACUAUGGUUAUGAGGGUAAGGAGGAAUGUUCUGCUGCUCAGUGUGUCCCACAGCUAUUAUGUCAUUUAAGAACUAUCCUGUGGGGGUUUCUCACAAUUGACAAUAAUCGCGGCCAUUCUCUAAAUGAUAUCCAUAGAAGAAUUGAUAAAGUUUACCUUGUAUAUUUUCUGUUUUAUCCUUUCUGUUCCAAAGUGAGAUAUUCAUGUUGAAUGACCGUCUGACUUCCACAUCUUUUUUUUUUUUUUUCUUUUUAACUAUACAGUUUGUCUCGUAGGAUACAGAAACCAUUGUAGGUCUUGCCGAGUUGGUUUAUUUAAGGGCAUGUCGCACUAGAGAGGACAUUCACACUGGUUAAAAUUAUAGCUAUGACAUGUAUAUAGCAUUUAGUUUGUAACACCCAUGGGGGGUUGGGUUACUUGGGGCUUUCCACCACCAUUUUAGGGGGGCGGGGGGAGAAGUAAGUCGCAAAUUUUAGUGCACACAUUUUUUUUUUUUUUUUUUGCAAUUUUAUCCACCACUAGCUAGAAGUUAAGGAUUAGUGGAGGUCAGUGCUUCUCUUAGCCCAAGAGAUUUACUAUUGACAUAAAUUGUAACAGAAAUCUCUGCAAGUAAAUCACAUAGAUUUUAGUUUGUAGCUCAUUGACACCUAAAAAUGCAUAUCUAAGUACUUUUGGCACAUUUCACCUGACCCCUGUAAGACUAGAAUAUGAAACAUCACACUAGGUUAAUUUAUGUGUGGAACAUGGUCCACAUUUUAGUUUUAGUAUUAUGACUUGAAAAUAUGGACCUCACAAUGGUUCUGUGAUGUAUAUAUCACCAUGGUACCCUAUGGGGAUCUGUUUGGUUUAGCAGAACCACAGGAAGUCCAAGUGUUGAAGCCAUAAUAUAAAUACUAAUAAGUAAAAAUAUAUGGUUAUGUAAACCAGCCUAGCUAGUAGUAGUCUCUAGAGGUUGGUAACAGACUGUACAAUAUAAUUUUUAUUUCCGUUACAGCUUACAGCUUUUCCUUAUAAAGCUUAGACAUGUUUUUACUUCCAACAUAUCAACAUAAAGGUAACUAGCAUAAAUGGGGAUUCAUGAUCUCAGCUAUUUAUUUGGUCUAUGAACUUGUGCAUCAUUUGCAUCUUGGUUUCUGAAGGUAUACAUAUUAUGUCAAAUAAUACAAUAGCCAAAGCUCACCAAUAGUGUUAGUCACUCUUCAGUAAACCUGUAUGUGGAGUUAACAGGAGUGAGCAUAUUGCGUUUACAUCUUUAGUUGACUGCACCCUACCGUAAUAUGCCUAAAGCAUGGUCAUUUUAAGAAACCAAUAUACGGGGACAUUUAUCAUUGUUGCUUUGGUAAGCUAGUUCUGUAGGCAUUUUUCUUGCUUUGUUUUUUGCUUAUGUGAGACAUAUUUAUUAUACUAUCACAAUGUGAUAUAUAUAUAUGCGUAUAUAUAUAUAUAUAUAUAUAUAAAUAUAUAUAUAUUUUUGUAAGCUGAAAAUAUAGGGAACCCCCACACAUAUUUUGCAUACAUAAUAAUAAAAAAUAAAAUGCAUAGGGUUCCCCCUAUUUUUAUUCUCAGCCAGAGACCAACGAAGCAGCAACAGCCUGACAUUACCAGGGUGGGUGAGGACCAUUGUUACUGGCCCUCCCUAGCCUAAAUAAUGCCUAUUACCGCCAAGGCCCAGGAGCACCAUUUUUUACGCUCCCGACCUGUUGGUAUCAGCUCUUCCUGGCACCCUUGUGGCAGUGGGUAUCAGGGUAAUAAUUGGGGGUUAACGCUAGCUGUUUUUUGUGGCUAACGCUAAGCCCCGGCUUAGUACUGGACUAUCAGACAGCUUCCACUACUAAGCCUGUAAAAUAAAUAAAAACAACACUUUUUAAAAACUUUUAUUCCAAAAAACACUCCCCCACAAGCCCUUGUUAACCAUUUUAUUAAUUUUAAACAAAAUAAAAAACCGCUGGUCAUCGACGCAGUCCACCGAUUCUGAAGAAGUCCUCUGCAUACACAGAUCUGAAAUUAGGCGGAAAAAAAAACACGGAAAAUUGGUUAGUACAUUUAUAGUGCCUUCCUUUAGGGAAAACGCUCAUAAACCAACGUUUCCAAACAGGGAGCCUACUUCUGUUGCUAAACCACAACUCCCAUCAUUUCCAAACAUUUCCUUUGGCUGUCUGGUAAUGAUAUAACAUGUAUGUUAGCAACAGCUGGAGGCACUCUGUUCCUAAACUACAACUCCUGUCAUGGGAGUUGUAGUUCAGGAACAGCUGGCGGCACCAGCCGCUCAACGCCCACCUGCCCACACCUAAAACCCACCCGUUAGCUGUUGCAAGACUACAACUCCCAGCAUGCCCUAACAGUGAGGACAUGCUGGGAAUUGUAUUCACAAUGGUAGUUGCGGGCGGGUGGCCGGGUUGCGGUUGGUCUCGGCCAAUCAGGGCACUGCCCGGGAAAUAUGAAAUCGCAGUCUAGUUUAGUAUUUUUGGGAGCCAGCCGGCCUCUCAUCUCCCCCACCACCUCUGCUCAUGUCCCCCACCCCUCCGCUCUCCACAUCUCCCAACCGCCGGCUACCUGAGCUGUUACAGGACUACCACUCCCAGCAUGCCCUUUCAGUGAGGACAUGCUGGGAGUUGUAGUUGCAACGGCUGGUAGUUGUGGACAGGAGGAACCGAGAAGCGGAGCCGGCCGUCUCCCAGAUAUAUGAAACUACACUGUCAUUUCAUAUUUCCCGACCUGGGCUGUGAUUGGCUGGUCGGUCUUGGCCAAUCACAGCCCAGGUCGGGAAAUAUGAUAUGACAGUGUAGUUUCAUAUUUCUGGGGCCUGCUGGCUCCGCUGCCCUGGCCGCUCAUCUCACCGCUGCCGCCCAUCUCUCCCCGGCAGCGGGGGGGAAAUGAGCGUCAGCGGCAACUUUUUAAAUUUGCUCACGUGCAUGAGUUUUGUACUCCAGGUCAGACCUGGAGCAGACUUGCGACUUUUUGUAAGGGGUUUGCGAUUGUUUUUUUUUUGCCUAUGUGCGACUUUUGCACAUUAUAAAUACCUGACUACUGCAAAGUAAAAACUGAAAUUUACUUAGGUGAGGCUGUUUGUAACUUUUUGCUUACCCACAAAAGUUGCACAAAAAAGUGCUUAGGUGCAUGUGCGACUUUUUGUGCUACUUUUGUAAGGAAAAAAAGGCUCUAAAUACCUUGAUAAAUGUCCCCCAUAGAGAGUAGUCUUGUGAAUCAAAGUUACACUAUUGUCAACUUUUGGUUCUCUCUCAAACACAGUUUAAUAUCCCAUCAUGUUCAACUUAACUACAUGCUAAGACUUUGCAAGACCUUGCAAAAAUAUGCUGGUGUCAGAUAAGAAACCGAUAAUAUUAAUACUGAUCCUAGAAGAAAGUUUGUAAGAUAAAAUUGUGUGCUGUGCACUGUAAACUGUUUUUACCAUCAAGUAAGUUUUAUGCCUAUUUUAAAUGACACUCACCUUGCAUAAAUUUCAUUUUAUGGCAUUACUGUGUACUUCAUCUGCUACGGAUAGGAAAAGUGCCUAAAAAUGACUUGACUUUUGUCAUUUUGCUCGAACCUUUUAGCUAAUUUUGAGACCUUGUCUAAGCAAUGACAGUACCUAUAGUUUGUCGUGUGCUGUUCUGUUUCUCAUAACUUCAAGAAAUGUGUCCAUGCAAUAAAGAUUUGUAUUAUAGUCACCCUGAGGCCCAGAACCUUCAAGAUAUGCCUGUGGUUACCACUGAACAACAUUGCAUUCAUGUAUACAAGUUGUUUUUUUCUUCUGUUCCUUUUAUUUCUACUAUGAAGAAACAUGCUUUUCUUCUUAAUAGAUUUGUUUAGAUAUUUUGAUGUGUUUGAGUUUGCCAAAUUUUGUAGCAUUGUUUUCCAGUUGAUGGGCACCAAGGCACCUGCAAUCUGUAACUCAUAAGCCAUGACGCUUUGUCAUGAUUGUUUAAUGCUGGACUUCUAGAUGUAUCACUGUUAGUUUUUUAUGUUUUUGGUUUUUCUUUUUUGGUUCGUUUUUUGACAGUUUAAAACGGGAGAAAAAAAAUUACUUACGCUGACAUCCAAACUGCUGUAUUUUGCCCUAGGCAAACAUACAAGUUAAAACUUUCCUGUAAAAUACCAGCUCCUAAAAAAAUGUUUUCUAAUUAGAAAGUCAUGCAUAAAUGCAAAUCCACAAUUUUUUUGUUGGGGUGAAUUAAAUGCCAUUUAUGUCUUGACAAAUUAAAGGGGUUAUCCAGCUAUUAAAAACUUACCCUUUUCCUGUUGAACCCUACGGCCCCCACCUCAUGUCAGUGAAGUACCUCUCAGCCAGUCACCAACUAGGGCAGAAAACUUUUGUGGCCGAUGAUUGGACGAGCAGGCCCUCACUGCCGAGAGGUUUAAGUUUCGAAAGGUGGGGGCUAGACAUUCAGCAGGGACAGCCGGCCUCUGUUCUUGAGAUAGGGGAUACGUCUUUAGUAGCUGAAUGACCUCUUUAAUAAUUUGAAGAUGCUGAUUUUGUACAGUUCAGUAAUGUAAAGUAUGAUAGUGCUGGCGCUAUAUAACAAAAGUUACUUACAGCAUGUAAGUUACCAUUAGAUUGUAUAACCUGAGGGGUGAGAAUUAGAAAGGAAAGGAAGUAAAUAUAGAAAUACAUUUCUUCUUGCUUUACCUUGGAGAACAGGUCCUCCUAAUGUUGGUGUCUGAACUAAACCUACCAAGAGCAAGGUAAAGAGGUCAUAUAUUUGGUUCAAUACAAUUAUUUUGCACAGGAAAAACUUUAUUUCUACUCCUGACAGAGGAACCUGAACUUCCACCACUGAAACCAGUUUUAAUACCCUUAAAUUUAUAAUUCUCUACUGAAUUAUUGCAAAGUUCAGCACCUCUAAGGGACAGAAUGUUAUAUCAUAACCCAAUUAAUUCAUUGGUUCUAUUAGAAAAAUGUAACACAAGUGCUUUAAAAAUAUAUUUAAAAAAAUUGAAUAGUUCAUAAUGUUGGAACUAAAAAAAGAUAACUGCUCACUUUUUGUCAGCACUACCUUAUACGGGUACCCUUACGCAUACCCAUUUACUUCUACUAAGGACAUAUGGGUACUCCUGAACAUUUAAAGGAGUACUUCAACAUAGAACUUGGUUUUUAAAAUCUUUACUCCCGCCUUUCCUCCAGUAUCCUGCUUCUCUCCUCCGGUGUGGUCCUCUUCGUGGUUGCUGUGUGUCAGCACCGCAGACUGCAGCUCAGCUAAUCACCGGUCGCAGCAAUUUCCCGUCUUGGCCAGUGAUUGAUGAGUGGCACUGUGACGUAUGGAGCCCUGGUCUUCCACCUGUGCUGCAGUCUGACGCGUCAACCCCCAACACCUAGAAAGAGGAUCGCAUCGGAAAGUAGCAGGAUACUGGAGGCUUUAGCAGGAUUUUCAAGAAAAUUUUUAUCCGGGUUUUGAUCAGGUUUUAUUUGAUACACUUUGUUAAGCUUAAAGUGGAUUUAGUAUUGAUAUUAGUAUUUGUCUUUUCUAUUCUCUUUCCUAUUAUGAUCCACACCUGAUUUUGGGUUCCAAAAGUGUAUCAGAAAAUGUGAUAUAAUCCUGAAAAUGGCUCAUUGGUCUUAACUCAUUGUAAUGCUUAUAACAAGGUCUCCCUUUAGCAAUGAUAAUAUGUAUACUGCAGUUUGGUCUUUCUUAUAAUUGAUAAAACCAACCUAGUCAGGUGCCUUCAGUAGCAGGCAGUAAAUCCACUUAGCUAAUGUAAUUAUAUUUAAAAAGUAAAAUACAAUUCACAUAAUAAACAGUUUGGAACUCAAUUUAGAUGCUAAAUUCCUCGAUUUCACUUUUCUCUACAUCUCAAGGGGCCAAAAUGUCUUAAGGCAAUGAACAACUUUACUAUCAACUUGUAAGUGUAAUUCACUCAUGAUCCCUAUAGACUAGGACAAUCGCCCCCCCCCCCCCCCUCAAUGCUACUACUUUGGGGGCAGAGAGCAGAAGCCAGCCCUUUGGGCUCUACAGUGACAAUGCAAAAUUGUGCUUUAUUCCAUGAAUAUGUAAAUACAAGACAAUUGUCUUAUCUCCUGUUGUCAUUAGUUUCAUAGGAAAUAGAGCCCUAGUAUAAAAGGUAUGUCUGAAACUUCAGAGUUCAACUGAGUAGUGCAGGCCGGCGUCUCUAAUCCACAGACGAUCAGCAAAUAACAUCUAUAUAUAGAAGUAAAUGAGGUUUCGGACUGAAGAAUUCAUGUAUUGUGUGUUAUUUGAAAUAGUGAAUUCAUUACUGAGAUUUUAAAGGAUAAUAUUCCUCACUUAGAUUCACCAGAUACCUGUUAGUUUGUACUGUGCUAAAAGUAAGGGGAAGGCAUCAGUAGUUGUUAGGUGAAAUGUAGCGGAUGUAGAGAUCAUAUAAUCUGAUCGCUAUGUAGCCAUGCUAGUUUGCUCAAGGUGGUCACGUUUGCCCCAUGCUUUGGGACGCUCUUGUUUAUCAUUGAUUAACUAGUCUUUUCAUCCAAACUCAAACAGAUGAUAUUCUAAUAGUCAUUGUAUAGACCAUAUUGGCCUAAUGCGUUAGAAUUCAACCAUUUCAUUACCUCCUAUGUGCAUUUGCCAUCUCUAACUAUUGUGUUAUGCAUUCUGAAAGUAUAGUUCUUUCCUCUUACAUUAGAACCAAUAUACUGGGAGGGGUUUUAGCUGUAGAUCUUGUGUACAGCUCUGAUCUAUUGUGUGCUUAUUGUUUCUUUUUACGGAAUACUAUUGCAGCUUUGGAGAAACCACACUGUAAAAUCUAGAGAUGUCUUCAUGUCUUAGAGACUUAGUAAAUGUUUCCCAUAUCCAUUAAAAUGUCUCAGCUGUUUGUACAACUUGAACUGAUGUUAAGGCGUGAUUUGCGUUUUUUUGCCUAUUCUUUUACAGAGAGUACAAACUAUUUUCCUGCCUACUGUCUUCCAGACCUUGUAAAUCGUUUCCUUACCUAUAGUAAAUCCUUUUUAGUUUUUUUUCCUACUAUCUUUGAUACGAUUAUUAACCCAAUCUAGUAUCUUUGUUUACCAGAGCAAGUUGCGUUCAUUUUAUCUAUGAUGCUCACGGUACAGUAUCAGUGAGAGUUAAGUAACUGUUGACUUUUGACGUCUGGGCAAAUUAGAAUGAAGUAGUCUACAAUUUGUCAGUCUGGGACUGCAGAUAAAAGCCUAAAUGGUAUUAAUACUAACUUUAUUUUUAACGUACAUUCAGUUGUGUGGAAUACUUUAUGUAUUGUAAGUGUCAAACGAGUGGCAUAUUCCAGUACUAGUAACAAAAAUGAAUUUUUGUGUGGGCAUGAUCAACAGUAAUUAGGAGUCAUUGGAUCGGGACCAUACCUAUGGUCACUUUGUGACAUCUUGCUGGAUAGGCAUGUUUGUAACAAUUUCCUCAAGCAGUUGAUUGUUUACAAAACUAAAGGAACCCCUGAGAAUUUCCGAAGGGUUCUCCCAAUACCAGCCAUGCACUGCAAGAGAUCUUCAAGUAAAUUACAUUUACUGAAGUAUUUAUUUGGCUUUAAAUAAUUUUUUUAUGAAGUGCUGACCAAUGAUUGUUAGGUUUACGUUUGGUCACAGACAACUUAGGUACUAUUUCAGAAAUAGUUUUUCUAGUAGCCGGCUAUAUAUCAUGUGCUUAUAGAUUUGUAAUAAGUGGCUUAUUUUUCUGCUUUUACAAUUUCGAAUGUAUGUAGGAGCAUAACUAUUUGUUGCUGCUAUCAGGGAUGUGAAUGAUUUUGAAUUCAACCAAAAAAAAAAAAAAAAAAAACUUCUGUUUAAAAUAGUUCAACAGAAGUAUACGAUUGUAAAAUCUCUUUGAGAAUGGUGGUCUUAAGAUCUUAAUUUUAUCUGCAAUAACAUAUUUGGAGGUUAGAAAAGCAUAUUAUAAUGUGAAUUUUUAUAAAUAUAAUAAAAUAUUUUACUUGCGCUUCUGGUAAGUGUUAGGAUGUAAUUUUCAGAUUCUGGAGUUUUUUUAUGUGCCCAAAGUUGAGUUUACCAAUUUUUUUAUGAUUUGCUAGAGUAAACUAUGUUUUUAUGAUGAAUAAUUUGUUAUUUUUGCAAUUGUUGGUGCUUGCUGUGAUGUUUGCUGUUAAGCAAUGUUUAUUACUAUUAUAUUGUAAUAUACAUUUUUAAUAAAUAAUUGAAAUUC